Molecule: messenger RNA, 2405 nt
Organism: Bombina bombina (fire-bellied toad)
Lineage: Eukaryota; Metazoa; Chordata; Amphibia; Anura; Bombinatoridae
Gene: IRF6
Product: interferon regulatory factor 6
Exons: 8
Coding region: 200-1588 (462 amino acids)
Biological process (GO): immune system process; regulation of transcription by RNA polymerase II
Cellular component (GO): nucleus
Molecular function (GO): DNA-binding transcription factor activity, RNA polymerase II-specific; RNA polymerase II cis-regulatory region sequence-specific DNA binding; protein binding
Source: RefSeq, a predicted model, not a curated record
ACGGUUACCUGCAGCAGGCAGGCAGGAAAGAGAAGGCAGACCCGAGCAAUUAGUUAGCACAGGAAUCGUUUGGAGGAGGCGUGCGAAGGGGGAAAUCAAGGAUCAGAUUUUACAAAUCCAACAAAUAACCUACACAUCGCGACAUUAAGGAUUCCAUAAAGUGCUCCUGACAUACAGCUGGAUCCUAGGUGGAGAGAACAUGGCCUUGCACCCUCGCCGGGUACGAUUAAAGCCAUGGUUGGUGGCUCAGGUGGAUAGUGGAAUGUACCCGGGACUUAUCUGGUUAAAUCGAGAGGCAAAGCGGUUCCAGAUCCCAUGGAAACACGCCACUCGGCAUAGUCCGCAGCAGGAGGAAGAAAACACAAUUUUUAAGGCCUGGGCGGUGGAAACUGGGAAAUACCAAGAAGGAAGUGAUGAGCCAGAUCCAGCUAAAUGGAAGGCCCAAUUGCGUUGUGCACUUAACAAAAGCCGGGAGUUUAAACUGAUGUAUGAUGGUACUAAAGAAGUUCCAAUGAAUCCCAUUAAAAUCUAUGAGGUUUGUGACAUUUCACAGCCCCAGGGAUCCAUAAUCAAUCCAGGUUCUUCUGAUUCUUCACCCUGGAAUGAUGAUGAUUAUGACGAUGAUGAUUUAAAUCGUUCCCAACCUCAUAUUCCAAUCCAAGAACCAUUUACUUGUCUAAAUAUUAAUGCAGAUUCUCCAAUGGGUCCAUCCAGUGUGGGUAGCUGCACUCCAGAACAGACAUGGCCAAAAUCCGAACCUCCGGACAUGGAAGUGCGACCAGCAUCUGGGCCUAUUGAGAUCUUUAGUUCUCCUGAGCUAUGGAUUAGCUCGCUACCUAUGACUGAUUUAGAAAUCCAGUUUUUAUAUCGGGGGAAAGAAAUGGUCCAGACGAUGACUAUCAGUAACCCUCAAGGUUGCCGACUAUUCUAUGGGGAUCUUGGCCCUAUGCCCAAUCAGGAGGAGUUGUUUGGCCCCAUCAGCCUUGCACAGGUUCGCUUCCCAGGAACAGAGCAAAUCUUGAAUGAAAAGCAGAAACUUUUUACUGGGCGACUGUUGGAUGUCAUGGACAGGGGUUUGAUAUUAGAAGUUAGCGGACAUGCAAUCUAUGCAGUUAGGCUUUGCCAAUGCAAGGUGUAUUGGACUGGACCAUGCUCCCCAUCUUCAAACAUGCCAAACCUUAUCGAGAGGCAGAAGAGAGUUAAACUUUUCUGUCUGGAGAGCUUUUUAAGUGACCUUAUUUCUCACCAGAGAGGAGGUAAUUCCAAACAGCCAGCUUAUGAAAUCUGCCUCUGCUUUGGGGAGGAAUGGCCUGAUGGCAAACCCAAGGAAAGGAAGCUUAUCAUUGUUCAGAUUGUUCCAGUUGUAGCCCGUAUGAUCCUUGAGAUGUUUUCUGGUGACUUCACACGCUCCUUUGACAGCAGCAGUGUGCGCCUACAAAUUUCCGUACCAGACAUCAAAGACAACAUUGUUUCACACCUUAAGCAGCUGUACCGUCUUCUACAGAAUAACCAAGGUCCUGGUCCAGACGCUUGGCCUGUGCUACACACAACAAACAUGCACAUAUCUCAGGCAUUGCCAGCACAGUGAAACAGAGACAAACUCUAUGAACAUUGUAUUGUGACCAACUAAAAAGUGCAAGGAUUGUUAACGUUUUUAAAAGUAGGAGCUGAAUACUGGGAUUCAAAAAUGUCCAGCAUUUAGAGUCUCUUAGACGUAGCAGCUUCUUGGAAAUCAGAAUAGACUAUGAAUCGAACUCUCUUGAUCAUUUCUUGGCCUGAGGUUUUUAUGACUUUUUCUACAAGAUUUUGGCAAGAGUAGUUUUGAGGUUAUUAUUAUUUUUUAAUAUAACUGGAUUCCCACAAAUCUACUGGUUUUCUUUUCUGCUCUCAACUUAAACAAAGUCGCGGAAUUUCCCUGCUCAUAAAAUUAUCAACAAUCGCCUCGAGGAUCAAUGACUUUUCUUCCUCUGCUUGCACAGCAAUAAUGGAACUUAAUUUAAAUAUGGUUUUUACCACACUUGACCCCCCCGUGUUGCUAAUUAUUUAAUUUUUUUUUUUUUUUAAGCAUCAAAACUUCUCAUUUUAUUUGUCUAUGAAAUUAAGAAUCCUCUAAUAAAAAAAAUAAUUGGUAUUGUAGAUCAGGUUUUGAACUGCUAAUAUAAUCAAUAUAUCUGUUUUCAAUACAGAUAUAAUUGCCUUCCCUUUUUAUUAAGCCGGACACUUUUUUUUUUCUUCUAUUAUGAAAGGGUAUAAAUGAACACUCAUUGUACACUCUCUAGUUUUAAAAAAAAAAAAAAAAAAAAUGAAAAAGCAAAUUGUCUGUUUGUGAUUAUUUCCAUCAAGCAUUUCAUUUGUCAGUUGAUUUACACUUUGUAUCAUUUAAAAACAUUUUUAACACAUCUUCA